AUGAAUCUCACCCACAUGGGAGAUGAAGAAGAGGCGACCACUGCAUCUGCUUCCAAAGAUGAAACCCAUAAACUUGCAGAGCCUAAACCAACAUCGUCUUCUCAUUACAACGAGUCAGAGCUUCACUCUAAUAACCCAUUCAAGUCGGACACGGAAACCCACGGAACUGACAAGUUUAACGAAUCGUCUACUCAAGCUAAUUUAAGCGGUCAACAGGGAGAUUACAUCUUUGAUGCUUCACAGGGUCGCAAAAACCCAAUCGAGGAUGUUGAAAAACUCGAAUCUUCUGGCCUUGGCGGUAGAGGAAAUGAAAACGUCAAACAAUCCCAGGACCCAGCAUUUCAUCAACAUGGCGAGUACGAUCAGCACCACCAUCAAGGUGAAGACAUGGAAACUCCGCCAGGUAAAGGCUUUGAGGCGCGCAAUGCGCACACUUUCAGUACCACGCUACCAGUGGGCGCACAGUUACCUUCUCAAGGAGAGAGCUUACCUGCUACGUCUGCUCCAGAGAUCGAGCAGCACAAGAGGGGUAUUUUUGGAAGGAGAAAUUCCAAGAGUGCAGCUACGGAAUCAGCCGGCCACGUAUCAAAAGAAAAGGCGGACACGAAUUCUAGUUCUUCUGUCCUAGACCCUCUUGGAUUGAGAAAUAAAUUCAGUGAGCAGAAAAAGCAUUUUGGCAGGAAGAAUUCUGCUGACCAUGAUGCAGCUGCUGUUGGUGAAAGCACCAACGAACACAAGAAGCAUUUUGGCAGGAAGAAUUCUGCAGGUCAUGAUACUCCUGUUUUGGGUGAAACCAUCAAGACAUCACCCAAAGAUUCUCACCAAUCUUUUUACCAAGGGAAGGGAAGCAACUUGCAGUCUCGUAGUAUCAACUCUGAUGAGGGAAAACGUUCUGAGAAUUUGACAGGUAGUAUUGGUGAGGUUUAUCAAGGCCCAGGGGUAAAGAAUAAGUACGAAAAUGUCAAGAGUCCCACUGAAACCAUGGCCAACAGGCCGCUAGUUCCUGGGGUUGAGUCUAAAUCCAGGCACGAUCAGAAGCCAAAGGAUGAUCGCAUUCAUGUCCCCGGUGAAUUCAUUGACAGCGCAUACACCACUGGCCAAAGUGACAAGGCGGUUCCGGCUUUUGAAUCGGAAACCAAAGCCGGUGAAACCCCAAAAAAUGCAAACGUUCAUGUUUCCAAAGACAUUACUGCUGCCCCUCCAUCAGGUGCUUAUGGAUACUAUGGUGAAGGGCGUGAUUUUGCGAAGGAGAGAGGUUUGUCUGAAGAUCUCGGCCACGAAAAUCGUGAAGAUUUGAGAUCAACUGAGCGCCAUGGCACAGCUCAAGGUACGUUGGAUCCUAAAAAAAGUGACACUGAGCUUGCUGGGAAGAUUGCGCCGUUAUUCGAUGCUUUAGCAUCAGGAGGCCGCGGUCCCUCAGAGGAAAGCUACGCAGGUGCAGAACGCGAUACCAAUCGCGAAGAGCUCAAAUUAGGCCACGAACAUCACGAAAAGGCUCCAGACGACACUUUGAAUCCCAAAGCACAAGGCAAGCAUCAUCAUGCUGCUCAUGGAGGAAAUAGCUCACAUCAUACUGGAGACAUUGAGGCGGCUACUGCUGCAGCUACCGCUGCAUACGGAGCUCAGAGUGCACAAGAUUCCAGAAAUGUCGAACCAUCCUCCAGGACCUAUGGCGGCAACAUUGAGACAUCGCCCGCUAUCCAUGGUGAUAAGCACACGCAGCAUACCGGCAACAUUGGGCCGGCUGCCGCCACUAAGGACGAAAGUAAUUUGAGAGACCAUGGGAACGUGAGAGAAUUUACUUCUACUCGUGGUGGUCACUCACCGGAACAUGCAGAAACCGUCGAACCUGACACUACUUCUCAGGGUGGAAAGGGCAUUUGGGUUGCUGGUCACAAGUUCCCACUUGGUGGUGAUGGUGGCAACAGACAACAAUUUCCCAUUGAGAAAGACAGCAGAUCAACUGGUCAGGGCCUAGAAUCUCAUACCGACAAAGAUAGCAAAGGGCAAAGUCGUCAUCAGGACAAAGAUUUUGGAGCAGUCGGCCAACAUGCUAAUGUGGCAGCAGACAUUCCCCAACAACAAAUGGUGUUAUCACAAGACGAAGAAGAAGGAUUCGAAGCGUAUCACCCAUCAGGUUUGGGUUCAGACCAGCGAGACCCGACAUCCACUGACAAUGAAAGACGGAGAUCUUCACUUGCUGAAAGUACAGAUUCUAGUGGAAACCGCACAAGAGCCAAGAGCAGAAGUAUGAGCCUAGGCAAUGCUCCGUUUGCUGCCUUAGGCAGGACUGUUUCUGGAAAAUCGCACGGCCAUGGGCAGGAGCAUCAUGAUCAGGGCGAAGCGCUUCGUGAGGAGGAUAGUUCGAAGGAUACUAGCGAGUUUUCGAAACUUUCCACUACAUUCAAAGAUGCUUGGGGUGCUAUGACCGGUAGACGCAGGAGUAGCCACGCUGAUGCUGGAAGGCCCACCGACCCACACGAGACAGAAAGUCGUGACACCAUGAGUCGCGGUGAGAAAAAUGCACCAUCGGAGGCAAAGGGCAAGCAUCACGUUGGGAUUACAAGUGCUGAAGAGUACAAGAUCAAGCACUACAAUGAACUGCAGAAACCCAACGUCGAUCCAGAAUGGGCCCAGAACGAAGAUGCUUAUGCGCGUCAGAUUGGUAACAAACCCAGCCUUGUUGAUCCAUCAGAAUUGACCUAUGGAGCCGUGGGAAGAAGAAAGUCAUCCGUCACUGAUAAUAAUCCGUCCUACACGUCUCAAGGUCCUCAAAGUAGACGUAAUGUAUCUGUGGGAUCUGAAGCAGGCGGAGAUCAAAUGACGGACCCUUCGCAAAUUCCAAUCGAGGAAGAGGCAACGUCGGCCCACGAUCGUACGCCUCGUAAUGCCAACUUUGUUGAGGCGAAAGCAGAACAAAUUGACGAUCGUAUCAAGAACCAAACUCAUGAUCGACCAUCAAAUGCGGCUGCAGCUUAUUCUAAAUAA
This is a messenger RNA of Lachancea lanzarotensis, 2988 nucleotides long. Its product is annotated as LALA0S12e03246g1_1. The coding region runs from base 1 to 2988 and encodes 995 amino acids. Lineage: Eukaryota; Fungi; Ascomycota; Saccharomycetes; Saccharomycetales; Saccharomycetaceae. The record is from RefSeq and is a predicted model, not a curated record. The transcript has a single exon.